AGACGCGAGGGGUGGCAUGGCGGUAAGCUACGCCACCUUUGGCGAUGAGGGGAUGGGGAGUAGGAGGAGAGAGACAAGAAUGGAGGGGUAUAAAGUCUUCCUGGUCUUUGGAGGGAUGCUAGCUCUUGUUGCCUUUGGGAUUGUUGCCCAGAGCUCUUCGUUGAGCAGAGCCCGACGAGUUGCCCUCAAGGAGGAGAUCAACAACUACUCUGAUUGGCUCAAGACCCUCAGUGGAUCGAAGGAGGCCCCAGCUUCGUAUACAGGAAUUGAGGAUGAGCAUGAUGCCGACUUCGAGUCCCAGAGCGUCAAGCAUAGUGGCAUUUCAUAUCUCCUGCCAGGUGCUUUGCCCCAGAGCGAGGAUAUCGCAAAACUUCAAGGAGCAGAUUUCGCCAAUGACAUUAAUCAACCGGACACGUCAUCUGUGAAUUCCCAGUCACCAAUUGAUAGCGUUCCACAACUCUUCGAGAAGUUCAAGACUGAGGUUUCUCAGGAGAGAGUUCUGUACAAGGACCUCAAGAGCAUUAUGGAUGCACACAAGCUUCCGAAUCCUGAGUCACUUGUCGUCAAAGUUGCCGAGAGAGGUCCUCCAGGAGCUCCUGGGCCCCGCGGUCCCCGCGGCUUGCCUGGAGACGAAGGGGAUCAAGGCCCCACUGGUCCUCCUGGGCCCCCUGGCGACGUCGGUCCUCGUGGUGUUCGUGGAGUCAUCGGUGAGACUGGACUGAAAGGAUUUCCGGGACCUCAGGGAAAACGUGGGUUUGAGGGACGCAUUGGCAAGCGAGGACCGAUGGGCUCCCCCGGAAUUGACGGUCCUAAGGGCAGCCCAGGUCUACAAGGAGAUCCUGGUCCUCCUGGUGUUCAGGGCGACAAUGGACCUAGGGGGUCUCAGGGCCCUCAGGGACCUCCAGGAAAGCCAGGUGCAAGUGGCCCAUACAAGUAUAAGUGGGUGAUGGAAUGAAAUGCUGGUUUUUGUAUAUUCUCAAUGAACAUUGGCACGAAGC
Molecule: messenger RNA, 998 nt
Organism: Guillardia theta CCMP2712
Lineage: Eukaryota; Cryptophyceae; Pyrenomonadales; Geminigeraceae
Exons: 4
Coding region: 17-955 (312 amino acids)
Source: RefSeq, a predicted model, not a curated record